GAUCAUACUAAAUUUGGCGGUUUUUCCUACUAAACACAUUUCUCUUUUAGGGUCAUUAUCGAUCUUCCAUUUAAUCCAGUAAUCCUAUAAUUUCUUUGCAGACAUUAAUGAACACACACACAAAACACACAAACUUGGUAGGCUUUUACUAAAUUUAGAAAAAACCCAAAUUCACUACAGACCUCCAUUGCCAUCUCCUCUUUCACCUCCCCCCAAUCACCGGAUCCACAAGAAACCCAGACUCUGAAAAUGGUUCCACAAUGCUCACUGAGAGAAAUCAGAGAAACCCAUUACAGGGAAAGGUAGAUUGAUAUAGACAAAUUGAGGGUUCUCGAAAGGCUUACAUUUUCCCAUGUCUCGAACCCCAAAUUACGAAUUCCAGGAAUGGUGGAACAAGGAGAAGGAGCGAAACCAUGUCCUGUUAUUGGAUAAAUCUGAGAACCCUAGUUGGUCUGCCGUCGACAUUCAUAGCCCAACAGCGGCUGUGGAGAAAGACCGCAGUAGAAGCGCUCGCCAGCUCUCUUGGGUCUGUCGUCUCAAAUUCCAACAAGCCACAAAUUGCCUUUCUUGGCUCACCAAUGGAUUCCUUUCUCUCGUCCGCACCGUUAAUCGUAGAAUCGUUUCAAAUUAUAAUUCAUCUUCGCGUAAUGGGUCUCGGUUUUAUCGAGUUAUUAAGGUCUUCAUGAUUCUCGUUUUUCUGUUGCUUGUCGUUGAGAUUUUGGCUUACUUCAAAGGAUGGCAUUUCAGUCCUCCUUCAAUGGCUUCCGAUGAGGUUCUGGGCUUGGUGGAACUUGUGUAUGCGUCUUGGUUAUCUAUUAGGGCGAAUUAUCUGGCGCCACCAUUGAAGGCUUUGUCCAAUGUUUGCAUUGUUCUAUUCUUGGUCCAGUCUGUGGAUCGAAUCGUUUUAGUGUUUGGGUGUUUCUGGAUCAAAUUACGCAGGUUGAAGCCUAUUCCAUCGAUGGAAUUCUCUGGUGAUAUCGAAAACGCAAACUCCGAGGAUUAUCCAAUGGUGCUCAUACAGAUACCCAUGUGCAACGAGAGGGAGGUUUAUCAGCAAUCAAUUGCAGCAAUAUGCAACCAGGACUGGCCAAGAAACAGAAUGCUUGUACAAGUUCUGGAUGACUCUGAUGAUCGAGAAGUUCAACUUCUUAUCAAUGCUGAAGUACUGAAAUGGCAACAAAAGGGUGUACCCAUCUUGUAUAUACACCGUCUUAUCCGCACGGGCUACAAGGCUGGGAACCUUAAAUCUGCAAUGAGCUGUGACUAUGUAAAGGAUUAUGAAUUUGUUGCAAUCUUUGAUGCAGAUUUUCAACCUGGACCAGAUUUCUUGAAGAAAACUGUUCCCUAUUUUAAGGGGAAUGAUGAUCUAGCUUUAGUCCAGACAAGGUGGGCCUUCAUAAACAAGGAUGAAAACUUGCUCACAAGGUUGCAGAAUAUAAAUUUAUCCUUCCACUUUGAGGUUGAGCAACAGGUCAAUGGUUUAUUUAUCCAUUUUUUUGGCUUCAAUGGAACUGCUGGUGUAUGGAGGAUCAAAGCUCUUGAGGAAUGUGGUGGUUGGAUGGAAAGAACAACUGUUGAAGACAUGGAUGUUGCUGUCCGUGCUCACCUUUGUGGAUGGAAGUUCAUAUACCUGAAUGAUGUAAAGUGCCUUUGUGAACUGCCGGAGUGCUAUGAGGCGUACAAGAAACAGCAGCACCGCUGGCAUUCUGGUCCAAUGCAGCUGUUCCGGUUGUGCUUCUUUGACAUCCUUCGUUCAAAGAUUAGUCGGUCAAAGAAGGCCAAUAUGAUAUUGCUUUUCUUCCUCUUGCGGAAGCUCAUCCUUCCUUUCUAUUCGUUCACUCUGUUCUGCAUAAUUCUCCCGCUGACCAUGUUCCUGCCAGAAGCUCAGCUACCAGCUUGGGUCGUGAGCUAUGUGCCUGGAAUCAUGUCCAUCUUGAAUAUUAUUCCUGCACCAAGGUCUUUCCCAUUUAUUGUUCCUUUCCUUUUAUUUGAGAACACAAUGUCUGUCACAAAAUUCAAUGCCAUGAUAUCAGGACUCUUCAAGUUUGGGAGUUCAUAUGAGUGGGUUGUCACUAAGAAGUUGGGAAGGUCAUCAGAGGGAGAUUUAAUCGCCUUCUCUGAGAGGGAAACUGAUACUCUGGUACAAACUAAUGGUCUUGGUGGGGCCUCUUCAGAAUCAGGCCUCGCAGAGCUGAACAAGUUAGAGGUGAUGAAGAAAUCUGGGAAGAGUAAGAGAAACCGUUUGUACAGGAAAGAACUUGCCCUUGCGUUUAUUUUGUUGAGUGCUUCGGUGAGGAGCUUGUUAUCUGAACAGGGGAUUCAUUUCUAUUUCUUAUUGUUUCAAGGGAUCACAUUCCUUGUUGUUGGUCUAGAUUUGAUCGGAGAGCAGGUUAGUUGACAUUAGUGACUGUUUUCUUAGUUGUGGAAGCUUUUCGAGGUUGGCUCAUUUAAGUGGUACUCCAUGGAGAUUGAAGUCUAUGAUUAUAGGUAACAUUGACCACAGCCUUCACAUCUAUCAUUGAAGUUCCAAUAAUCAGAGCCUCUGCUGUUCAUACAUUCUCUAGUUUUAGUCAACACUCAUGAAAAUCCCUGGGUACAUGAUCCUGUAUUUCCAGCAAUUGUCUGCUCAUUUAGACAUUCUAUUUUUAAUUAGCAGAGAAAUGGCUAUAUGUUGUUUUUUGCGGAAUCACUUGGCUCUGUUAAUUGUGUCUCAACAAUGGGAAAGAGGCUGUGGAAACCCUAUGAGUGGUCAGAUGUUUUGUGCUCAGCCAAUUCUGUAAUUUUCUGUACAUUAGGUAGCUGUUUCAGAUGAGGCAUCCUUAGAUUUUUUGAAUAUGUAAUUCUUUUGCUGUAAUUGAACGAUUCAAUUAUAUUUAUUGUUUCUUAUAUGCAAAUAUACAAUCAUAUUUAUUGUUA
Macadamia integrifolia is the source of this 2916-nucleotide messenger RNA. RefSeq names its product probable xyloglucan glycosyltransferase 6. Gene Ontology annotation, molecular function: glycosyltransferase activity. The record is from RefSeq and is a predicted model, not a curated record. The transcript is spliced from 5 exons. NCBI's taxonomy places the organism in Eukaryota, Viridiplantae, Streptophyta, Magnoliopsida, Proteales, Proteaceae. The coding region runs from base 353 to 2398 and encodes 681 amino acids. Gene Ontology annotation, cellular component: Golgi apparatus.